Messenger RNA from Amphibalanus amphitrite, 5890 nucleotides. RefSeq lists its product as uncharacterized. The transcript has a single exon. Gene Ontology annotation, biological process: proteolysis. Gene Ontology annotation, molecular function: aspartic-type endopeptidase activity; nucleic acid binding; zinc ion binding. The record is from RefSeq and is a predicted model, not a curated record. Bases 2132 to 4678 code for a protein of 848 amino acids. NCBI's taxonomy places the organism in Eukaryota, Metazoa, Arthropoda, Thecostraca, Balanomorpha, Balanidae.
UCCGCCAUCAGCGCGUGGGUCGGUGUUGAUCGUGGGCACCCGGUGAUGAUGCGGGCCGCCCCCCGCAGUUCCCGCUCCAGGAGCUCCACGUGCGAGGGGGCGGCCGCCGGCAGCCACGCGGCGGCGGCGUGCUCGAGCGCCCCGCGGACGUAGCCGUUGGCCACCGUCCUCAGGGCAUCCUCGUCCAGGCCCCAGCUGCGUCCGCCGAGGCGGCGCAGGUGAGCCAGCCGGGGGCGAACUCGUUUCCGGAGACGACGACAGUGGGCACCGAACUGGAGGCGGCGGUCGAGCUCUAUGCCGAGGAGGACUAGGGUGUCUUUCGCCUGCACCGUCUUUCCUGCCACCUUGAUGGUGCCUCGGACGGCGUCUCGGGCGUUCUGGGAGAGCACCAGUAGUUGGGUUUUCUCCCCGGCGACCAGCAUCUUGUUGUGAUGAGCCCACGCGACGAGGGCGUCUGCCGCUGUCUGCGCUCGACCUCUCGCCACCUCAAUGGUGUUGCCCGAGCAUAGAACUGCCGUGUCGUCGGCGUAUAUGUAGGGGGAGGUGCCCGGCGCUCGGAGGGCCUCGGCCAGGUCUGCCGCCCACAACAGGAACAAGUAGGGCGACAGAACACUGCCCUGGGGCAGCCCGGCGCGGAACAACCUCGACUUGGAGAGGGCUCCUUGAACUUCAACCCUCGCUCUUCUGUCGCGUAACCAUCCCCAUACCCACCGGACAAGGCAGAGGGGGAGGCCGCUCUCGAGGAGUUUCAGACGCAGUAACUUGUGGUCUACGACGUCAUACGCUCUACUGAAGUCGAAGGCUGUCAGGAGGAAUUUCUGUGCUGACUCUCCGUCCUGGCGUUUUGACCGUUUGUCUCUCUUUGGCUUCUGCCAUCCGUCUUGCACGUCUUGCACAAGUCGCCCGAUACUGUCCUCCGCCGAUCUUCCUGCUCUGAACCCCACUUGUUCGGGGGGGAUGAGUCGGCGUUCUUCGGCCAGAAACUCCAGCCGGGGGAGUAGCAUCCGCUCGGCGAGUUUCCCUACACAACUGGUGAGGGCAAUUGGCCGGUAACUUGACAGGAGCCUCUUAUCCUUCGAUGCUUUCGGUAUCGGUACCACGGUUGCCGAGCGCCACUCUUGGGGGACCGCUCCUGUCUUCCAUGACUGGUUGAUGAGGUGGAGCAGUGCGCUCCGGGCCACCGGACCAAGGUGCCGCAGCAUUUCAGGUGUGAUGCCAUCGGGGCCGGGGGACUUGCGCAGUUGUGUCUUCUGGAUGGCUUGAGCGAGUUCCUCUUCAGUGAAGGCCGAGCAGCACCCGGUGCGGUCGUUCUGACACUCGGAGCAUGUGUGUCGGUCUAUCCGGUUCAGCCGCUCCCGCGCCGCUCGGUCUAUCUUGGGACUCCUCACUUGCCUCGAGACAGUGGCAUAUUGAUGUGCAAAGGCGUUCGCCUUUGCCUCGGCGGAGACGAGAAGUCGGUCGCCGGCCUUCAUCGCUUCGCCGUCCCGGUGUUCGUCAUCUCCUCCUCCCUCCCACUUCUUGAGCAUUCGGGAGACUCGACCGACGCUGGACGGGCGGUUCAGUUCAGUGGUGACGAAUUCUCGGAAAGACUCUCGAGAGACUCGUGCCUCCACCUCUGCUGCACGCUUCUUGGCAUUGAUCCAGCGCGUCUUGGAUGAGGGAUCUUCGGCUGUCACAGCCCGUCUCGCCGCUUGUCGCUCCUCUGCCGCUCUCAACACAUCCGGAUGCAGGGCCCAUGGCUUUGCGUCUCGGCGAGCACCUCGGGGGAUGUGUCUCUUCCCGGCUUCCUGGAGUGCGGCUGUGAAGCGAGAGGACAGCUGUUGGACCGUGGCCUCCGGGAGGGGCGGCUCAGCGAGGGCCGCCUCACAGCUCCCGCGGAACUGCAGCCAGUCGGCCUUGUGGUGGGCCCACCGGGUCUUGCGCCUGCGUUGUGGGGGUUCCGACACUCCUCGGAGCUCGACCACCAUGGGUAGGUGGUCGCUCCCGAGGUCCGGGCCCCGGCUCCAGCUUGCUCUGGUCGCCAGCUCCUGACUGCAGGAGCUGGCGAGACCCGUUCACGUCACGGGAGACGUGAACGGGUCUCCCGUGAACGGGAGACGCUCGUGAAGCCGUGCGUGGUCUGCUCUGUGACAUGUCGCUCUAUGAAGUGGCGCUGAGCGAGCUGGAGACUCAAUUUGGAAACCCGACUGCUGUCGUCCAGAGCACACUCAGCAGCAUUCUUCAGCACCCGGUAGUGAAGCACAACGAUAUCGCUGGCCUGACAAGUCUGUCGCGAGCCCUGCACACGGCCGUGUGCGUACUAAAGAGCAUGGGCUACCAAGCGGAUUUGGCCGCGACCUCUUCAAUGCAGCAGGUGAUAGCCAAGCUACCAAGCACGCUGGCCUGGCAGUGGGGCCAGUUAGAAGUGGAAAUGAUGCCACACGUACCCACUCUGGAGGACAUUGAUUCUUGGCUUGGGAAAGUAGUGCUGGCGGGCCGCCGCGUUCAGCCUGCGCUCUGCUCAAAGGUACAGGACAGUGUCGCCAGAUCAGCGCAUACACCGGCACCGCUGAACAGGCGCCGGGGCGACACAAGAGGGAACACAAGUUCAGCUCAGCGCACAACUUUAGCGACUGCUUCAGGAGCGGCUGUCAGUGCUGAAUGUGUUGUGUGCCAAAGUGGCGCCCACGCACUCGCCGAAUGCCCAUCUUUUCUGGAGAAAACACCGGAGGAGCGCGGUCACAUCGUGCGCAGUGGCCGUCGCUGUUUCCGAUGUCUCAGUACUGGCCACUGGCUGAGCAAAUGUUCGAGCAGGACAGUCUGUGGAGAGCGGGGCUGCAAGGGGAGACACCAUCGCCUUCUCCAUAUACCGUCGGCGCAAUCUCCUCAUCCCGCACAAACAAGACCGACGGCGACGGCAGACGCCCGUGACGUAAUGGCAAUGACGCAGACGGAGACGCAUACAAGUCAGCGCACCUUGCUACAACUUGUUCCAAUCCGGAUUCAUGGAACUGAAGGACGCUACAAGGAUACCCUCGCACUGUUGGACUCCGGUGCCGAUACGAGUCUGUGCGAGGAGCACGUGCUUAAGGAGCUAGGGAUUGACGGAGACAGGAGGGAGCUACAACUGGCCAAUGUUGAAGGAAGCGGAGACAACAGACUCGCGAUCAGAACGAGUCUACAAGUGUCCUCCUUGUCCCCAGGAAGUAACGCCAAGACGGUCACAGUACCAGAGGUGUUCUCCGUCGUCCGACUGAAUGUGCGUCCUCAAAGCGUGGACUGGAAGCAAAGGAAGGCCUGGAAGCAUCUGGAUGACAUAGUGAUUCCAGACAACAAUGGAAAGGCCGUUGAACUGCUGCUGGGGGCCAAUGUUCUGGAGGCCAUGCUGCAGCAGGAGGUCAGAGUCGGCAAGCCAGGACAACCAGUGGCAGUACGAACCCACUUUGGCUGGUGUCUGACCGGAAAUGUGGCUCAGCUGGUGACCCAUGGCCAGCGAGAAGUGAUGCACAUUUCCAAGCACCGCUCAGCUGAUGACGAGCUGGUGACUAUGCUGAAGGACUGGUGGUCAACGGAGGCAUUUGGUACUGCGUACAACAUGAAAGAGCCGACAUCGCAGGAAGACCGGCGAGCUGAAGACAUCAUGGCAAGGACUACCACGUGGCGCGGCGAUCGCUACGAGACAGGGCUGCUGUGGUGUGAUGAAAAUGUCAAGCUGCCUGACAACUACCCCAUGGCCAUGCGCCGGCUGGAAAACACAGAGAGGACUCUGCGCCGAGCUCCUGAGAAGGCGACAGCGUACCAACAGAGUAUGGAGGAAAAUGUGAAGAAAGGAUAUGCGCGGAAGCUUGAUGAUGAGGAACUGCUGGUACAACAUGACCGCACCUGGUAUUUGCCUCAUCACGCAGUCACCAGCAAGCCAGGCAAAUUCCGCGUGGUCUUCGACGCAGCGAGCAGCUAUGGAGGUAGCUCCCUUAAUGGGCAUCUGCUGUCUGGACCGGACCUCCUAAGAUCACUCCCAGGGGUGCUGCUACGUUUCCGUCUAGGGUCUGUUGGUCUCUGCGCCGACAUAGAGAAGAUGUUCAUGCAGGUGGCUGUGAGAGCUGAGGACCAGGCCUCACUCCGCUAUCUCUGGCGCGAUCUGGAUAGCACCCGUCCGCCAGAUAUAUACCAAAUGGACAGGGUAAUAUUCGGUGCUCGGAGCUCUCCAGCAUCAGCCAGCUAUGUACUACGCCGAACAGCCCAAGAGAAGAGUGAUGACACUGUAGCUGGACGCAGAGCACGUGAAAUUGUCGAAAGAGACUUCUAUAUGGACGAUUUGGCCACCUCUGAACCAGACAACGAUACAGCACAAGAGACGGCGGCAGAAGUGACGGCGCUGCUCUCCAGGGGAGGCUUUAGACUCUGCAAAUGGAACAGCAACUCCAGGGAGGUGCUUGCGAGGAUCUCGAUGGAAGACAGAGCGGCUGGUGCCGUAGAUCUAAACGCGUCACUACCGACACAGAAGGUCCUGGGUGUGCAGUGGGAUGCAGAGCUAGAUGAGCUGAGUCCCAGUGCUCCGACAGUCACGAAUGUCGGGCCGACAACGCCAACUACAAAGCGCGAGAUUUUACGGGUUAUCGCUGGUAUUUUUGACCCGCUGGGGCUGGCGAGCCCUUUCCUGGUCAUGGGGAAGAUGAUACUGCAGACACUGGUCGACUGAACAACACACCUGGGACAGGCCUCUCUCUGACGAGGAGUGCAGCGAAGUGGCAGCUUGGAUCUCAGAGUUGUCGUCCGACUGAAUGUGCGUCCUCAAAGCGUGGACUGGAAGCAAAGGAAGGCCUGGAAGCAUCUGGAUGACAUAGUGAUUCCAGACAACAAUGGAAAGGCCGUUGAACUGCUGCUGGGGGCCAAUGUUCUGGAGGCCAUGCUGCAGCAGGAGGUCAGAGUCGGCAAGCCAGGACAACCAGUGGCAGUACGAACCCACUUUGGCUGGUGUCUGACCGGAAAUGUGGCUCAGCUGGUGACCCAUGGCCAGCGAGAAGUGAUGCACAUUUCCAAGCACCGCUCAGCUGAUGACGAGCUGGUGACUAUGCUGAAGGACUGGUGGUCAACGGAGGCAUUUGGUACUGCGUACAACAUGAAAGAGCCGACAUCGCAGGAAGACCGGCGAGCUGAAGACAUCAUGGCAAGGACUACCACGUGGCGCGGCGAUCGCUACGAGACAGGGCUGCUGUGGUGUGACGAAAAUGUCAAGCUGCCUGACAACUACCCCAUGGCCAUGCGCCGGCUGGAAAACACAGAGAGGACUCUGCGCCGAGCUCCUGAGAAGGCGACAGCGUACCAACAGAGUAUGGAGGAAAAUGUGAAGAAAGGAUAUGCGCGGAAGCUUGAUGAUGAGGAACUGCUGGUACAACAUGACCGCACCUGGUAUUUGCCUCAUCACGCAGUCACCAGCAAGCCAGGCAAAUUCCGCGUGGUCUUCGACGCAGCGAGCAGCUAUGGAGGUAGCUCCCUUAAUGGGCAUCUGCUGUCUGGACCGGACCUCCUAAGAUCACUCCCAGGGGUGCUGCUACGUUUCCGUCUAGGGUCUGUUGGUCUCUGCGCCGACAUAGAGAAGAUGUUCAUGCAGGUGGCUGUGAGAGCUGAGGACCAGGCCUCACUCCGCUAUCUCUGGCGCGAUCUGGAUAGCACCCGUCCGCCAGAUAUAUACCAAAUGGACAGGGUAAUAUUCGGUGCUCGGAGCUCUCCAGCAUCAGCCAGCUAUGUACUACGCCGAACAGCCCAAGAGAAGAGUGAUGACACUGUAGCUGGACGCAGAGCACGUGAAAUUGUCGAAAGAGACUUCUAUAUGGACGAUUUGGCCACCUCUGAACCAGACAACGAUACAGCACAAGAGACGGCGGCAGAAGUGACGGCGCUGCUCUCCAGG